Molecule: messenger RNA, 704 nt
Organism: Solanum lycopersicum (tomato)
Lineage: Eukaryota; Viridiplantae; Streptophyta; Magnoliopsida; Solanales; Solanaceae
Source: RefSeq, a predicted model, not a curated record
UCAUUAAAUUCCUUCUACCGACGCAUCCAAAUAUCUUUAAAAUAACCAACACAGAUACAACACAUCCAUCUAUUUUUAAACACAUAAAAGUGGGAGCCUUUCUUCUCACACCUCAUCUCUAAUACUACUAGUACACACUCAUCUUCUAUAUUUUACUGGUGGUUAAAACAUGAUGACAUAGAAACAUGUUGAGGCAAUCAUCUAGUAGAAAUAUGAGGACUAAAGGGUUAAAGUUAAAGGAUGUUUUACAAGGAUUUGCUUUGUUUUUGAUGUGUUUGUGGUUGAUUUACCAAGCAAGACAGGCUUACAACAAGUCAAAAUUGGGUGAAAAAUCAUUGAAGGGACAAGAUUUGCAAAAAGCUGCCAAGUUAGGGAGGAAAGAUCUGAAUCCUUUGCUGUUAGAUGAGUUAGCUGGUGAGUUUCAGAAGAACCCAGAUGAAGAUCUUGAACUGGAAGAAUUAUUAGAUGAAGCCAAAAAAGAUGGAGAUGAUGGAGUUGGAGACAAUGAACAAUUGGAAGACAUAGUUGAUGAAGAUGCAGCUAGUAGAGAUGCAGUUUGAGAAAAGUUAAAACAAAUUAUUAUAUAAUUAAUUGAUAAAUAAUUAUGAAUUAGAGUGUUGAAUUGCCGUUUGUAAUUUUGGGAAAAGCCAAAAGAUUCUAAACUGAUGAAGAAUUAAAGAAAUAGAAGAGGGGUGGUUUAAGUU